UCGUAUGCUAUUAGGUAUUUUGUAAAAUGGAUUCUAUAGAACAGAUCUCGUGCUGGCCUCCUCCACAGUCCACACUGGAUCAUGUUACGGCAGAUUUGGAGGAAAGUGGCGAGGAUAAUGAAGCCGACUGUAUCCCCACUUUAACAUACAAAGAAAGUAAGCGCGCUAAGUUAGACUUUGACGAACCUGUUGCGCGUGUAGCGUUUGCUACAUGGUUGCGUAGACAAAAUGCUUGCAAUUCGGGAGUUGUUGCGAGUAAUUUAAACCCAAGUUCAAGGCUCUACCAAGCUACAAGUACCAAGGAGGGUGUCAAGUUCCUUAAUCAGAAACUCAGAGUUCUGGAAAAGCAGGAACCAAAAUAUGAAGAUAAUUGUGAGUUCUAUAGAGUGCUCGCGACAUACUGUGACCUACUCAACCUAACCGACACAGCUAUAGAUUACUGUUUGCGAAGUCUGAAAUUGUCAAAUAUUCAACCAGAUUUGAUCAUCUCAGCUAAAUCAAAGGAAUAUAAAGUUAUUGUUGAGGGCUGGAGUGAAGAGCAGCAGGAAGCAGUUUGGCUGUAUUUUAAACUAAGAGCUGAAAAGCAAAUGCUGCUACAAUCAAAACCAUCAGACUUUAAAAAUGUCGACCAACUGAAUAAAAACGACGAAGUAUUAAAAGAGGGUGACAAAGAACAUAAAGAGGACGACGGAGAUUCUAAAAAUGGCGACGAAGAAUUCAAAAAUGGUGACGUAGAACUUAAACAUGGCGGAAAAGACGCAAUAAAACUUUCAGUACAACGAAUACCUGCCGCAGAUUUAUCGAUUGAAGAUUUUAGAGUUAAUUAUGUUGCUAAAAGAAGAGGUGUUAUAAUUACAGGGUGUCCCCCACCCACCUCCCAACCCUGGACUCACGACUAUAUAAGAUCUCAAGCUGGUGAGAGCAAGGUGACCGUCAAGUCUAGCUGCCCCGAGUCCACGGAGUGGGCAAACCUACAAGAUGUCAAGGUUCAAACAGUACACGACUUUUUGGAUCAGACCUCGUCCCAAAACUACCUCUUUGACUGGAGUUUGCCGCUUAAUGCGCCUAAGUUGGCGGCAGAUUUCAAAAUUCCGCAAUAUUUUUCUCACAAUUUGUUGAUGAAAACGCCUUUAGGAUCCCUCUACCGGGAUAGCUGGCCAAGUCUGUUCAUUGGUCCAAGAGGGACGAAAAGUGGACUUCAUAUUGUUGCUUUUGGAUCUCAUUUUUGGAUGUAUUUAGUAUCUGGGGUGAAGAAAUGGACUUUUUAUCCCCCAGAACGUGCUGGGGAUUUGAACCCUGUUUUUUUUGACAGCAUGGAUCCGGUUUUUAAUCCGUCAAUAGACAGCUUUCAUAACAUUCAGCAUUAUUCCGUCGAUCUGCGAGCUGGUGAACUCCUGUUUGUUCCUGCAGGAUCACCUCACCAGGUCCAGAAUACAGAGGAUACAGUGGCGGUGUCCGGCAACUUUGUGGACGAAACCAAUCUUAACGAGUUUAUCGGUCACCUCAAGAUUAACGGUCUUCUAGAUCCUAGAUCAAGAGAUCUUCUACAAGAUCUAGAUAAUCUAAACCUUGUUAGCUAAAAGAUCAAUUAUUGUUUAUCUAGAAACCAUCUUCUAGAUCAUCUGAACUUUAUUGAAGAUCAAUUCCUGUUUAUCUAGAAAUCUGUAAGAUCAAGAUAAUUGGAACCUCUUGAAAAAUAAUUAUUGUUUAAAGUAUUAUAUAUACAAUAAGUUUAUUAAUAUAUAAUCUUCUAUAUCUA
Messenger RNA from Eurytemora carolleeae, 1759 nucleotides. RefSeq names its product bifunctional arginine demethylase and lysyl-hydroxylase JMJD6. Gene Ontology annotation, molecular function: sequence-specific DNA binding; histone H4R3 demethylase activity. NCBI's taxonomy places the organism in Eukaryota, Metazoa, Arthropoda, Copepoda, Calanoida, Temoridae. Gene Ontology annotation, biological process: protein hydroxylation; negative regulation of gene expression; positive regulation of translational termination. Bases 27 to 1580 code for a protein of 517 amino acids. The record is from RefSeq and is a predicted model, not a curated record. The transcript is spliced from 10 exons. Gene Ontology annotation, cellular component: nucleus; cytoplasm.